UAAACACAGUCGCCGGCGCAGGCAGGCGUAGUCAGUCAGUCGUUGAUCAGUGUUAAGAGCGGACAGUUACUCAAAGGCACGCGCCUAUCGACGCGCGCGCAGCGAACGAAAUACGAUUUUCGAAUUAUUAACUUGUGGUGUCCCCCUAGGGAAUGUUUUGGGUCCUGUGUUUUUGAAAGUUAUAAAACAUAUAUUUUGAAUCAUUUGUGUGUACAUGUGCUUGUGUAUCGUGGUCCAUUGUGUUGAUGCUGACAUGCAUGAUUCAAAAACCAGCAAAAUGAUACCCCACUCUACGUGACACCCAGUGUACGAAGUGUACAGUUUUACAAGAAGUGAACAAAAAGUGUACAGUUUUACAAGAAGUGGUACAGUUUUACAUAAAGUGUACUUUUUAGUGUACAUAUGUGUGAGAAGGGAUUGCGUAGUGAUAAAAUGACGAACAUUACUCCUGAGACCAGGAUUAUGAUGAUGAGGUCUAACGAUGGAAGAAACAGUUAUAGGAGACAGAUCCUGGCAGCUCUCGCGGUCUCCCUGGGGCCGUUCGCAGCCGGUCUCAGCAAGGGAUACAUGUCACCCGCCAUAGCGUCGAUGCAGGACUCCAGUCUCCACGAGGGGGGGUUCACUGUCAGUGAUCAGCAGGCCAGCUGGAUCGCUAGCCUUAGUUUAUUAGGUGCAUUCGUUGGCGGUAUAAUGGGAGGCUUCGCGAUGCGUCUCGGUCGCCGCUCAGUGCUGAUCGCGACUGCUCUACCGUACACCCUCGCCUGGCUCGCCACUGCUCUGUCCACCAGCGUGCACAUGAUCUCUGCCGCGUCAUUCUGCGGGGGCAUGCUAAUCUGCUGCAUCAUUAUGACGACACAAGUAUAUGUCACAGAAAUAGCAGUUCCCGAAAUCAGAGGAUGCCUCAGUUCAGUUCUCAAAAUUCUCAGCCAGAUUGGUAUCCUGAUAUCAUUCUCCAUCGGAGCUUACCUGAACUGGUACCAACUCGCUCUCAUGGUGGCCGCGGCACCAAUACUCCUAUUCUUCGCUCUCUUCUUCAUACCAGAAACUCCAUCUUCCCUCCUGCUGAGAGGGAAGGACCAGGAAGCAGAAGAGUCAUUACAAUGGCUCCGAGGACCUGAAGCAGAUAUCCGACAAGAAUUAGCAACGAUACGAACAAAUAUAUUAGCCAGUAAACUAUUCAACGGUGAUAACACAGGGAAGUUUAAAGCUUUGCUGUCCAAAAGGAUGACGAGGCCAGUUUUAAUAACUUGUGGCCUGAUGUUCUUCCAACGAUUUACUGGAGCAAAUUUAUUCAACUUUUACGCUGUCAAAAUGUUCAAGAAGACAUUUAGGACGAUGAACCCUCACGGCGGUGCAAUAGCGACUAGUGUCGCUCAACUAUUAGCGUCAUGUCUAUCAGGAAUGUUGAUAGACAAUGUUGGCAGACUACCACUGUUGAUGAUAAGUGGCGUGAUGAUGUCGAUAGCACUCGCCGGUUUUGGAUCUUAUGCCUACUACGAAGAAGUGUUUCGAAAUUCAUCUGAUUUGAUGCAAUCAGAACCGACCUAUGACUGGAUUCCUUUGCUCUGCGUUCUAACGUUUACGAUCGCGUUCUCUUUGGGCAUCAGCCCUAUAUCUUCAUUGCUCAUUGGAGAACUAUUUCCUCUUGAAUACAGGAGUACCGGCAGUGCUCUAGCUACCAGCUUCAGUCAUCUUUGUGGCUUCGUGAAUGUGAAAACAGCCACAGACUUCCAAGAUUACAUAGGACUUUACGGACUCUUUUGGAUGUACGCAGGUAUAUCAGUACUAUGUCUCUUAUUCGUCGUACUUUUCGUCCCAGAAACGAAAGGACGUGAGAUAGACGAAAUGGAUCCGAAAUACGUUGAAUCUUUAUGUAUUAAUCGAUAGUCUUUGUUGUAUGUUUGUCAUGGUUUGUUUUAUAGAAGACGCUGGUUAAGCGCGUGAUGAGGAAAAUGGAGAUUAUGACAUAUUAGCUAUAGACACUGUUCUGCUAGUCACAAGCAAAGGAACUAUAUAUUGGUGUUGAGCAGGUCUUAGCUUCCGUGCGCUUAUCAGCACAUGUUGUCUUCAAACCAGUAUUAAUGUGUAGUAUUUCCCUGAAAGUGCCUUAAUCUUAAAAAGUUCCUCUAUUCAUCACAAGACUUGAGAAAUUGCAUCGGGAACAGUCGUGCUAAAUAUAUCUAAAUGGUGCUUGUAAUGAGUAAUGUAAAUAAAGUGUUGUGUAACUAAAUUUAAAUCAUUCAAUGCUUUUAUUGAAUUGUUAGUUAUUGACUUUAGUAAAUCUAAAUGUAUAUUUUAUUUAUAAUAAAUCUGUACUAUUGUUAUUAAUAUCAAAAUUAUCGUCAUAAACUGAAUUUAUUGCUAUUGUGCUUCCAAAAUCUGAUGCAAUUUCAAAAUUAUCUAUUUUCUUGUAGAUAACAUUUUAUUAUAUAAAUGUUAAGAGAUCUGAAUAUUUUCAGCUGUUUAUUGUAUUUGAGAAACUAGUGAUAUUUAUUGUAAAUAUAGUUUAGAUGAUUUUGAACGGACUUUUUCAUGAGUGAAGUCUGAGUAUGUUGUUCUAAGCCUAUCUGAAUAGGCUUCAACUAAAAUGAUUUUGAGUGAAACAACUAGGCUUCAUUUAUGAUUUAGUUUAUUUGUAUUAGAGAGCUAUGAGUAUCAUAUUAUUGGUUGGGAAAAUGAAUCUUAAUAAAUACAAAAACGGAAAAGACCCUUAUGUUGAUGUUUUAAAGCUAAUAUUAUUAGCUUUUUCAAGUACCUGUUGAUAUAAUAAUCUGAUUUUUUAUAGAAUGGUAACAAAUAGGUAAUUUUAAAUCAACCAGUAAUUUUGUAACCCAACCAAUGAUAUUAUACUCAUUGUAAUGUACGGGUAUGGAAUACAGUCGCGAGCACUAGUGCUCACAAAUUGUUUUAAAAAUGUAUCUUAUACAAAAUAUUAUAAAACUGUAUUAUAAUAUCGAAUAAAUAAUUUGUUGAAAGUAUUACACCUUUGUGUAGGUACAGUCGUGCAUAGUAUAAUUAUUUUUACUCCAGUGACAAUGUCAUAAUACUUUGAUAAAAUAAUGAUGAAUUUUGCAAUUUUAUUUUGUAAAAUUUGGUGCUAAAACCGGUGCCUUGCAUUUUUAUAAUGUUUUUUUUUCGAUUUUAUAUUUAGAGCUAUUGAGAAAGCGAGUGUAAAUAGAAACAGUAUUAUUAAGUUUUGUAAAUAAGUAUAUAUUUUAAUGAAUAUUUAUGUAUUAAGUUAUGUGUUACAAAAACACGUUGCCAUACGAGGAAGCUAAUUCUAAUUAUUAUUGAUUUGUACUUAAAAAUCGAAUUUAAGUGUUUCAAUAAAAACUUUGUGACCCUA
Helicoverpa armigera (cotton bollworm) is the source of this 3346-nucleotide messenger RNA. Its product is annotated as facilitated trehalose transporter Tret1. The record is from RefSeq and is a predicted model, not a curated record. Bases 403 to 1887 code for a protein of 494 amino acids. Gene Ontology annotation, molecular function: transmembrane transporter activity. Gene Ontology annotation, biological process: transmembrane transport. The transcript has 5 exons. Lineage: Eukaryota; Metazoa; Arthropoda; Insecta; Lepidoptera; Noctuidae. Gene Ontology annotation, cellular component: membrane.